AUGAUGAGUGGCAUGUAUGUCGCCGUGCUCAGUCUGCUCCCCUUGGCACUGAGUGUGGAGUUAACAGGAUCGUUUGGUAGCUUCACUUCACCCAACUUUCCAAAUGUCUAUCCCAAUAACCAGCAUGUAGUGUGGAACAUCACAGGGCCCACAGGACACAGACUUCGCCUUUAUUUUAUUCAUUUCAGCCUGGAGCCUUCUCUCCACUGUGAAUAUGACUACCUACAGGUGUUUUCGGAGGGCAACGACACUGUCCGAUUCUGUGGCAAGGAAGGGGAAAAUGACGCGCAUUCCCUGAGGAACACGAUCCUCUACUCUAGCACCAACAGCAUGUCCGUGGUCUUCAGGUCGGAUUACUCUAACGAGGCGCGGUUUACAGGCUUCCAGGCUUUUUAUUCUGCAGAAGAUAUCAACGAGUGCCUGAGUACUGUGGAUGGAGAGCCUGUGUGUGACCAUUACUGCCACAAUUAUGUGGGAAGCUAUUACUGCUCUUGCAGGCUGGGGUACCAGCUCCAUGGCAACAAGCGCGACUGCACUGUGGAGUGCAGAGGUCAUGUUCUGGCAGAGAGGUCUGGAGAGCUCAGCAGCCCCGAGUACCCUGCUGCCUACCCCAGAAUGAGCCAGUGUGACUACACCAUCCGCCUGUCCGAGGGCUUCCAGGUCAGCCUGGACUUCCUGGAUCCCUUUGACGUGGAGACGCAUCCUGAGGUUCCCUGCCCCUACGACAUCCUGAAGAUCACUGCAGGUUCGAGGGAGUAUGGCCCAUUCUGUGGAACCAAGCCACCAGCCAGAAUUGAGACUGGUACCCAUGAAGUGCACGUAUCCUUCCGGUCAGAUGGCUCAGGGAAAAACCGGGGCUGGAAGAUAAAGUAUUCCAGCACAGCCAAACCUUGCCCGAACCCAGUGGCUCCUCUCCAUGGUCACAUACACCCGCAACAAGCCCAGUAUAUCCUUACAGACACUUUCAGUGUCUCAUGUGACCUCGGCUAUGAGUUAACUCUGGGGGAGGAACCUUUGGCCUCCUAUCAAGCCAGAUGCAUGAAGGGUGGGUUCUGGGAUGGUCCACUGCCUCUCUGUACAAUGGUUGACUGUGGAAGCCCUAAAGAAAUUAACAACGGAAGAUGUCAGUUCACCACAACCACGUAUAAAUCUACAAUCAAGUACAGCUGUGAAGAAUUCUACACCAUGGAGGUCAGCAGCAAUGGAGUGUAUACCUGUGCACAUGAUGGCUUCUGGAGAGACACUCUGGGUGGAAGAAAGAGUCCUGAGUGUACACCUAUCUGUGGCAAGCCCAGAGGGAGACUGGAUAAGGUGAUAGGAGGGCAGAAUGUGGAGAAGAAUGAGAUCCCCUGGCAGGUGUUGGUUCGGAAGGGGGGCUCUUUCCAGGGGGGCGGCACCCUGCUCAGCGAUGACUGGGUGCUGACUGCCGCCCACGUCCUGCAUGGCUACAGUGAAGUGUCCAACCUAGAGGUGAAACUGGGCUUGGUCAAACGCCAGGACCCCGAGGCAGUGGUGGGCAUCCCCAGAGAAGUCUUCAUACACCCGGGUUACCAGCACAAUAAGAUCAACUUCAAUAAUGACAUCGCUCUGAUCAAGCUGGACAAGAAGGUGCCCAUCAGCGCCGCCAUCAUGCCCGUGUGUUUGCCAGGGAAAGAGGAACGGUUCCUGCUGAAGACGAAUGACUAUGGGAUGGUGAGCGGGUGGGGUGUGUGGCAUAAGUCCAGCCGCCGCGGUUCCCCUGAUCUAAAGUUUGCAGAAAUACCUAUUGUGGACUUCGAAGUAUGCAAAGCUAAGUAUGACUCCAUAGUGUCGACAAAAGGAAAGCUGGUGGUAACGGAGAAUAUGGUGUGUGGAGGGUUGGCUGAGGGUGGUGUGGAUUCUUGUCAAGGGGACAGUGGAGGGCCGUAUGUGUUUGAGGACAGGCAGAGUCAUAGCUGGUACAUUGGUGGCAUUGUCUCCUGGGGGUAUACAUGUGCAGAAGCAGGCUACUAUGGGGUUUACACCAAAGUAACCAACUAUCUCUCUUGGAUUGAGCAAACCAUGUCAGAAAAUAGUUAAAUACCUGCUACCCCACAUUGGACAGGAGGAUGCUACUUGUUUCUCUGUAUUUCUUUCAGCAUCAUUCCAUUUCCCUUAACUACCUGUCUGCUCAGUUAAAUGAUUUUCUGCAGCCAUCAGACAACCAAGUAGAUUAAGGCCAGAAUGGUCUUUUGGAAACAAUCAUUGCUGGAGUUGGAUUUAGCAUAACCAAGUGCCACUUGUUGAAUUUGGACAGAGCCUGGGAGCACUGGUACUAAUGCAGAGGUGUUGUUGAACACUGGGACGAGCCGUUUAGCCACCCUUCCUUGGCUUGGAUUUACAC
Molecule: messenger RNA, 2362 nt
Organism: Electrophorus electricus (electric eel)
Lineage: Eukaryota; Metazoa; Chordata; Actinopteri; Gymnotiformes; Gymnotidae
Gene: masp2
Product: MBL associated serine protease 2
Biological process (GO): complement activation; proteolysis
Cellular component (GO): extracellular region
Molecular function (GO): serine-type endopeptidase activity; calcium ion binding
Source: RefSeq, a predicted model, not a curated record